Messenger RNA from Cryptomeria japonica (Japanese cedar), 5205 nucleotides. RefSeq names its product protein LONGIFOLIA 2. The transcript has 6 exons. The record is from RefSeq and is a predicted model, not a curated record. Lineage: Eukaryota; Viridiplantae; Streptophyta; Pinopsida; Cupressales; Cupressaceae. The coding region runs from base 1234 to 5082 and encodes 1282 amino acids. Gene Ontology annotation, biological process: regulation of monopolar cell growth.
UGAUAAAACAGAACAGUUGUGGCCCACUGUAUUCAUUCGGUUGAUCACUACUGCACAUAACUGGCUUUCAGUGUGGCAGCAUGCUGGAAAGUCUUCCUGGCAGCACCCCCCAUAAGUACCAUGUGGACCUGCUUAUAGUGCAGACAAUUGAUCCUAAUCCAAUGACUAGAACCUCAUGUGCCCAGUCUUCCAUUAAGGGCAAUCGUAGGAUCUCCACCAUAACAUUUCCCUUGGGAAUGCACUUUUAACUAUGGUCUUUGAUGAGCUUUCCUAGACUUUAAGGUACCCAGUUUUGUCUGAAUUAGGUGGCGAUCACUGGUCAAUUGCCAUAAAUAAUCCCUACAAAACAGUAAGCCUGCUCUUAAUGAAGGGUGCCUCUCUUGUCUCGAAUGGAUGGCCAUUAAUAAAUAAUGAAGACAGGCAAGAAACCCGCGACUACAACAUAGCUUACAUCAGCAAUACUAGUGAAAAAUGCUUAAUAAUCCAUGUAAUGCAUGUGCUAGUGAAAAAUGCUUAAUAAUCCAUGUAAUGCAUGUGUUUGUGAGGGUUGUCAGGCUGGCUAAUAACUCUCAAUCUAUGAUUGGGCUUGCUUAAAUUGUAUUAUAAUUGAUCAAUCAUCAAUAGAUUAUAAUUUAUCAGCCCUUAAGUCAUAUUUCAGCCAAAUUGAUUGAGACCCACCUGGCACAUGAUUACAUUGUUAUUAUGAUACUAUCCAGAGCCCUGCAUGGUGAAAUGAGAUUUGCUUUCACUUUUUUCAUAUUUUAAUGUAUAUAUAUUGUUGGGUUACAGAGGAAAUGAUUUCAGCGGGGAAUCUACGUAUUGUCCUCCAUGACCCAAUGUAUACUUCAGCCUUCACGUGCUUAUGACAGAAGGGUAGUCGUUAAAUAACAACACUACAUGUGUUCUGUGGGAAGUCUGUUUUAAUAUUUUACUCGUUGCCUGCCCCACAUAGCCCUUUUUCAUCUCAAUUUACUCAUUUCUUAGCAUUGGAUGUGAGUCUCCUUCCAGUGUUUGAAUCUUGUGUGGGCUCAACAAACCCAAAUUUUGUCUCAGUUGGGUCAAUCCAGAGCAGCCAUGGUUGUAGAGCAAAAAAGCCUCAGAUUUUCUGAGUGGCAUUGCAGUCGGCAGGAGACAAGUGGAGCUAAGUAGCUAUGUAAGCUGAGGCGAGCAAGCAGUUGCAGGCUUGAAGUUUUGACGAAUCACCCAGCAUUUAGAUAAAGAGGAUAGAUAAAAAUGUCAACCAAAUUCCUUCAUGCGAUUUCUGAUGAUCCCAACUUGGAGAAACAGCUUGAGAAGCAAAUUGGAUGCAUGACAGGAAUUUUCCAGAUGUUUGACAGGCAUCAGAUUCUGGCUGUGAAGCGUUUGUAUGGCCACAAGAAGCUUCCCGCAGCUCGGCAAUCUUUCAGUUGUGAGAGUCCAAGGCCUGAUGACAAGACACAUUCUGUACAGUAUGCGGGAGGUGAUGAAAGCCAUAGAUCACCAGUCGAUUCCUUGGGACAUUCAAAUGCAGAGCCAAGUUCCAGAGGAACCUCCAGGGCUUCUUCUGUUGACUAUAGUAACAGUAGCAGAUUUUCUGCUUGUAUCCCCGAAUCAAUGCCCUCGGAGAAGCUCGAGGCUGCGAGGAGCUCCUGGGAUGACAGAGUCACGAAAAGCUUGAAUACAAAAGAUUCUCGAAGGUUGCCGGUGGUCAACAGGGGGAAUGCCUCUAUUCUGUCUAAAGAACCACCUUCUCCAUCUCUUGAUUCAAGACAGCCAGGAAGGCUCUCUCUUGAUAUCAGAGAUGUAGUAAGGGAUUCAUUCUACAGAGAUUGUCCUAGGCUCUCUGUUGAGAUCAAGGCUGAUGACAGAUCUCAAAGCAGAGAGGGGCACAAAUAUGUUCUCAAGCCAAAGGACUCUCCAAGGCCUCCGAUGGAUGUAAAAGAUGCAAGUAAACAACAGCAGUCAUCACUAAGUUUCUCACCAAAAGUUGGAAAAAGUCCCAAGUCACGGAGUCAAGUUCCAUCAGAUGGCAAGUCAAGGACAUCAGCAGAUAAAGCUUCAGAAGAUAUAACUAAGAAGUCAAGAUCGCUGGCUGAUUUGAACGAGUCUCUCAGAGUUCUUGCAAAGUUAAGAGAGGCUCCAUGGAAUUUUGUGGAGAGCAAAGAGGCCCCACGGCCUUCUUUUGAAUCAAAAGAAGGGCCCAGAUUUUCGUUUUCAAAGGAUUCUCCAAGGUUUUCAUGUGAUGGUAAGGAAAUACCUCGUUCCUCAUCACUAAAACUCAGAGAACCUCCAAGACUGUCCUUGGACAGCAGAGAAUCUUCAAGAAAUUUUGUUGAUUUAAAAAGAAAUUCUUCUGUUAAUGACACACCCAAUGCUACUCAAAGGCAUGGUCAUACCAGUGGAGAUUUCAUAGAACUAGAUCAGUGUAGUGGAAGAAAGCGUUCACCAAGUGUUGUUGCACGGCUGAUGGGUUUAGAAGAGAUGCCAACUGGUUCAUCUACUCCCUCUCAAAAAAGGGAACUAUCAAACCAAUGCUCAUCUGAAGAAAAAUCUGUCCCCAGAACUUCUGCAGAGGUGAGGAAUAGCUUAGAAUAUUUGAAGAUCGAAUCUUUUAAGCAGAGUAGAGAGAAAGAAAAUAGUUUAAUUGAAUUGUCAAAGAGCCAUAAUUUUAAACCCCAGUUCAGCACAGAUAGAUCUAAUCUUGUUGAAGCAACAGCUGACAGAAAGUUGACUUCUACAAGACAUAUUCAGAGUUCGGAUUCACCCAGGUUUAAACAUCAUGAAAGAGUUCCAAAACCAAUCUUGACACAAAGGUGUAAUGUUGAAACUGCUCCAUGGAGGCAACCAGAUAGUUACCAAACGCACCCAAGAAAAGCAGUUGAAGCUCAGAACUUCUUGCCAGAAUUGGCCAGAAAGAAUGAUGGAUCAUCCCAAUAUCUUUACAGUGAAAUUGAAAAGAGGCUGAAGCUACUGGAGCUUGAAAAUUGUGAUAAAGAUCUUAGGACUCUCAAACAAAUUCUUGAAGCGAUGCAGCAUAAGGGUCUCCUGGAUUCUACCAAGGAGAGGCUAAAUCGGCAUCAAAAUGAUGGCAGUUACACACCUAGAUCCAGAGUCUUUCAAGAAGCUAAACCUGCUUCAAGGACAUCUGAAAUGGAAGUAUAUCAUAUGAAAUCUGGAAGCUCAAACUCUGCAACAGCUUUUGAGGCACCUAUAGUGAUAAUGAAGCCUACAAAACUGGUUAACAAAUCAAGUAACUCUGCUCGUUGUCCAAUUGAAGGUUUGCCUGGUUCUCCAAGAAAAGUGGGUUCGAUAACUCAAUCUAAGAAUGCAGACAGUAAGAGAUCAACCAUGGGCGGCAACAGAGUCAAGGACCCACAAUCAGGUAAAUCUAAUCAUAGAGAAUCUGCAUACUGUUAUAACAAUGAGCUUACUUCUCCAAGGCAAAACAAAAGAGAACAUAAUUGUAGGACAAAGUCCGAAGAACAGUCAGGUCAAGUUUCACAAAGGGGUAGGCCUAGUUCUCCAUCACCAACUUUAAGUCCUCCUACCCGGAGCCAACAGAUUUCCAGGGAGAUCAUUAACAAUGCAAAGAACAACCAUCCAAGUUUUUCUUCUCCAAAAGCACAAAGAAGGAAGACUGAAAUUGAAAGGAAACCUAGACAAUCUGUAUCUCUAAAGUCUCCAAAACAGGGUACCAAACAAUUUGGAUCGGAAACAGAAAAUCAAUCACCUCGAAACAGAAUCAGAACCAAAGGAACCUCUGUUCUGCAACUGGAGGAAGUGAGUGAAUGUAGCAGAGAUACAGCAGGAGAUCAAUACCCAGAUACACCAAGAGCAGAUGAAAUUUCUGUUCGGUCAGAAAGUAAUAUAAGCUCAAUUUCACAGAUGGACUAUGAGGUUACAAGUAGUGAAAGGUCAUAUACAAGCAAAAUCAGUAAUGUGAAGGAAGAAUAUGACUGCAAAUUUGAUAAUGAAAACUAUUAUGCAGUUCAAUCAACUGGUUCUACAAAUGCAAAGUUGAAGAAAACAUCACAUUUCAGAACAGAUUACAAGGCAUCAAGUGCAAUGACCAGACAUGAAAUCUCCAAAAAUUCUCCAAAAUUGAAGGAUGAAGAGUUGCCUUCGAAAAUGGAAGAACUGCAUUUGAAUCAGUGUGAAGAAAUGUUGAUAUCCAGUACAGCCCCAGAGGCUUCUGAGCAGCCCAGCCCUGUGUCUGUACUUGAUGCUUCAUUAUUCUACCAGGAUGACUUAUCUCCAUCGCCUGUCAAAAAAUGCUUAAUCCCUUUCAAAGAAGGUGAAACCAGAGAGGCUGGUAAUCAAGACCACUGGAUUGACUUCAAUUAUUAUUCUCCAGACCCAAUCCCAGUUAGCCCCAUGGCUAUCAAUAGUAAACUGCUAAAAAAUGUCCAGAGUCUGGUGAGAAAAUUGGAAGACCUUGCCUCAACAGAAGACACAACUAUGGACCUGCAAAUGAAAUCCAUAGCCAACCAACACAAGGCUCCUGAAUACAAAUACAUGUUAGAAAUCCUAUCGGCUUCAGGUCUCCUGCAAAAGGAUCCAGACUCACUCCCCAUGGAAUUCCAUGCAUCUGGAUUUCCAAUAAACCCAGAGCUCUUCCAUGUAUUGGAACAGAAAAGGAAUACUAAAAAAUCUGACGAUCAUGAGAAGCUAGAUAGAAAGCUUCUCUUUGGAACUGUGAAUGACAUAUUACAGAGGAAGCUGUAUCCUUACCUGCAGUUCCAGCAGCCAUGGAUAAUAAAGCAGCAUAAUUCUCUUCUAGCUUGCACAAGGCCCAGUGGUGAGCACUUGGUAAAACUAGUAUGGGAUGAGCUACAGGGGUUCCUGUCUUCUUUUCCUCCAGUGGAUUCGUAUGAAACCAUAUUUUCCAUAAUGCAGAAGGAUUUAGCAGAGAAUGCAGAAAGGUGGUGUGAUUAUAGGAGUGAUAUUGGUGAGGUGGUCUUAGAUGUUGAACGAAUGAUCUUCAAGGACUUGAUUGAUGAGACCAUGGGUAUCUUAGGAUAUAGAGUAUCUAGGCACCCUUCCUCUUCUUCUCCCAUCACCACUGAUCAGACCACUAGGAGCCGAAGACAGCUACUUUUUUGAAAUUUCAUGUUAGAAAUUUGAAUAUAAUAGUAAUUAUGUACAUUAUUGCCACCUCAGCCUCACUUCUCUUUUGCAUUGAAUAAUGAUGGGCAUGGGAGUCAGGGAGCCCAAGCUUUUCCAUGA